This is a messenger RNA of Adineta steineri, 645 nucleotides long. NCBI's taxonomy places the organism in Eukaryota, Metazoa, Rotifera, Eurotatoria, Adinetida, Adinetidae. The record is from the annotation of a GenBank genome assembly.
AUGAGUUUUCCAACAAGUAGCAAUAAACCUGAAAUGUACGAGGAGGUGCGUUUAUGGAAAAAUCCUCGUGAACGUGAACGAUAUGAUAAUAUGGCUGAUGUCUUUUCAAUAAUAACAACAUUACAAGCACUUGAAAAAGCUUAUAUAAAAGAUGUUGUUGAAGUUGCAGAAUAUACAAAACAUUGUGAAAAAUUAUUAGCAAAAUAUACAGCUGCAUUUCGUCAAAUUGAGAGUGAAUUUCCUCGUAUUGAAGAUUUUGUUCAUAAAUAUAAACUUGAUUGUCCAGCAGCUAUUCUACGUAUCCGUGAAGGUCGUCCAAUAACUGUUCGUGAUGAUCGUGGUAAUAUGGGUAAAGCUAUUGCAGAAACUGUUUCGCUUCUCAUUAAUUUGAUGGAUAAACUUAAAUUAAAUAUUCGAGCAAAUGAUAUGCUUCAAACAGAUGUUCGAGAAUUAUUAGAUGUUAUCAAUCGAAUGAAUCUAAUUCCUGCGAAUUAUGUUGGUCGAGAAAAACUUCCUAAAUGGUUAAAUAUAUUAACAAAUAUGAAUGCAGCCGAUGAAAUUACUGAUGAACAAGCACGUCAAUUUCAAAUGGAUCUUGAAAUUUGUUAUACAGAUUUUAAUCGACUUCUUUCAUCAAAUGGAUAA